Messenger RNA from Hyaloscypha bicolor E, 1300 nucleotides. RefSeq lists its product as uncharacterized. Bases 154 to 834 code for a protein of 226 amino acids. Gene Ontology annotation, molecular function: zinc ion binding; DNA-binding transcription factor activity, RNA polymerase II-specific. The transcript is spliced from 2 exons. Gene Ontology annotation, biological process: regulation of DNA-templated transcription. Lineage: Eukaryota; Fungi; Ascomycota; Leotiomycetes; Helotiales; Hyaloscyphaceae. The record is from RefSeq and is a predicted model, not a curated record.
CAAGAUAUCAAACUUGUGUAUAAAUACCUGGUCUUCAUCGAAACAAGUCUAUCGAUAAUAUACUCGGACAUACGUGGACUUGCAUCUUCACUUACAGGCCUCACACAUCACAACAGCACUACUACAGCCGAUACAGCUGAGACUUCUUCCACGAUGGAUGCCGCAGAAAACUGGAAUGGCCUCGGUGACUACUCCCUUUUCUUGCCAGAGGAUUCUUUUAAUCUGUUCGGAGAGUACGAUCUCGAUCUUGGCUUGAAUAAUUCCUUUUUGCCAGCCCUCGAUGAAGCCAGUGCUACGUUCGACAUAGCUGAAUGGGAUCAGAUUGAAGCCAUGAUCCCAGCCCUGCCUAGGCUUGACGCCACACUACCAACUUCCGGAGAACCGCAAGACUUGAUCCCGAACCCAGAAGCAGAGCUCCAAGCGUCCAAGUAUACUUCCACAUCUUCUCCAAGUUCAGCUCGAAGCCCAAUUUCCGAGGAUCAGACGUCUACGGAUGGCUUUCCAGUAUCCGGAAAAGAAGUUGAACAUCAAACGAAGACUGAAUUGAGAAAAAGAGAGUUCUUGACAGCAUUUUCCGUAGAAUCUGGGGAGGAGAUUCAGCUGCACACCCGAAAGCGAUUUUCUAAAGAACAGCGGCAAGUAGUGGCACUCAACAGAAUAAUCGGAGUGUGUCUUCACUGCCGACUACGGAAAGUUGCUUGCGACGAUGGAAUUCCAUGCAAUCGGUGCAUUAAACGCGCGGGAAGUAUCUCCUCCGGGCAGGAGAUAUGCAUGCGCAGAAGCUUGGUUGCUACACGGUUUGAUCACAUAGGUAGUGUCUUCAAAUUCUCUUGACAAAUAAUACGCGCCCUUCUAAGAACAUUCUAGACUUGAUCAGAAUCGCCAGCGUAGAAUAUACGGUGAGCAGAUUGCCUCUCCCGGCCGAACCAGAACUCGAUGGCUCGGGAUAUAUUUGGUUUCCCGAUUCCCACAACAGAUAUAACCCUGAAGCAUAUAUCAAGGUACCAAUUACUCAUUUGAAGCAAGAUGGCUUUCAACGCCGUAGGGUAAUUCUCGCAGCGGAUUACUACUCGGGAACCUUCCACGACUUGCCAAAUAUAAACCAAGCGAUUGCCCCGGAAUCAGUUCCUUCGACUGAAAGAUUGCUACAAGCGUACCUUACUUCAAGACAAAACUUCUUACCAACGCCUAGUCCUUUUGCUAGGUUAUCCAAAGCUUUUCGUGACUUCGCAGAGAGCUACUGCAACAGCGCUGCGGAACUGCCUCUGGUAAGCAUCUGUUCUUGGAUUAGUGCGGGAUC